AUGGGCAACUGUUUCUCUUCCAACGACCCCAUCUCUCUUGCCGAUCUCGCCGCUCGACCUGAUGGCCCUCCCGAGGUGCAAAUGACAGCGGAUAUGAUUCGCCAGGGUCUCACCAAUGUCGCAAAUACUCUCAAUUCCAAAAAACGAAACAUAUCGAUCAUCGCGGUCGGUGGUGCAGUUAAUACUCUUCUACUCCACACGCGAGAGACGACUGGAGACGUCGAUUUCUUCUAUCGGACAAAAGAAAAGCAUGAAGAUGUCUCGAAAAUCAUUGUCGCUGCAGAUGCUGCAGCUUCCAAACUGGGGCUCGGAGAUCAAUGGUUGAAUAAUCAUACUGCAGUUUUCAUUGAGGUUGGCGUUAUUCAACGCCUCUAUGAUGAAGCAGUCGAACAGAACGAGGUCGUUUUCAAAGCGCCAGGUUUGGUGGUUUAUGCAGCACCAUGGCGGUAUGCUUUGGGUACAAAACUAGACCGUCUCUCAAAGAAAGGUUUCAAACCUUAUGAUAUGAGCGACGCGGUUGGGUACUUGGUGCGACUCAUUCAGAAGCAUGGAGGAAAAGCCGUGAAAAAGUCGGAACUCAAAGCGUGGGCUCAAGAGUUCAAGUUUACGGUGCCGUCCGACCAACUAAUGGCUUCCUUGGGGGCAGAAUAUAAGAAGAAAGCGGGCAAGGAUGGUGUUAUUGAUGGAUAA
Molecule: messenger RNA, 690 nt
Organism: Marasmius oreades (fairy-ring Marasmius)
Lineage: Eukaryota; Fungi; Basidiomycota; Agaricomycetes; Agaricales; Marasmiaceae
Exons: 2
Coding region: 1-690 (229 amino acids)
Source: RefSeq, a predicted model, not a curated record